Myxocyprinus asiaticus (Chinese sucker) is the source of this 7462-nucleotide messenger RNA. Its product is annotated as calcitonin gene-related peptide type 1 receptor-like. The record is from RefSeq and is a predicted model, not a curated record. Gene Ontology annotation, cellular component: plasma membrane; axon. Bases 269 to 2059 code for a protein of 596 amino acids. The transcript is spliced from 16 exons. NCBI's taxonomy places the organism in Eukaryota, Metazoa, Chordata, Actinopteri, Cypriniformes, Catostomidae. Gene Ontology annotation, biological process: adenylate cyclase-activating G protein-coupled receptor signaling pathway; positive regulation of cytosolic calcium ion concentration; cell surface receptor signaling pathway. Gene Ontology annotation, molecular function: calcitonin receptor activity; amylin receptor activity.
UGCUGAUUUGAAACAACGUCUCCGCUCAUAAAAAUGUGCAGUUGCCAUAAAACAGUGACGUUUUUGAUUGCACGACUUUUUAACGCGUCUUUUUAAACGAGUGGAUACUCUCCUCAGAGAGAAAGAAAACAUUACAUGCAAUGAAAGCAUCUCACCUAUUAGAGUCACAGACGAUGGAAUUCACACUGAGAUCUCCAGUGUGAGAGAGUGAAGAGCUCGAAGGAUUUACAUUCUUCUCCAUUUAACGAUAAAGUCAAGAUCUGAGAGCAUGGGUUGGCAAGGGGUCCUAUGGCUUUUGACAUCAUUUGUUUCGAGUGUAACGGUGGCUGGAACAACAGAGAUGAAAGCAGAACCCACUACAGAGUUAUCCCUUAUGCCUGUCAUGAUGGUAAUGGAGAGAGAAAGGCAGAUCAUGACUCAGUCUCAGUAUAAAUGUCUGGAGCUUCUGAGCCAUGAUGGACCCCAUAAUAAAACAGGUUCAUUCUGCAGCAGAUUCUGGGAUGGCUUGCUCUGCUGGGAUAAAACCCCAGCUGGAACCUAUGCCUCUCAAAACUGCCCAGACUACCCCAGCUUUGACCCCUUAGAAAAAGUAACCAAAUACUGUGAUGAAUCUGGUAGUUGGGUGCACAGUUCAUCCACCAAUAAGACCUGGUCCCAUUGUCUCACAUUCUCAAAGGAAAAAGUAAAGACAUUACCAGUUCAUGGCUUUUUGGAGACAGAGAUGGAUCCUACAGCUGAGAGUCAGGUCAGCCCUGUAGUGACUCAGAAAGCAGAGGAGAGGAAGAAGAUCAUCAAUGGUCAAUAUAAAUGCUUUGAGAAAAUGAACAGAGACCUGCCAUAUAACAAAUCAGGUCCAUAUUGUAACCGGACUUGGGAUGGCUGGCUUUGCUGGGAUGACACUCCAGCAGGAAUGUACACAUCUCAAAACUGUCCCAACUACUUUCCUGACUUUGACUCUACUGAAAGGGUCACAAAGUAUUGUGAUGAGACAGGAAACUGGUUCAGGCACCCAGAGACUAACAGGACAUGGUCCAACUACACCCUGUGCAUUGCUCACACCAAGGACAAGCUCAAGAUGGCGUAUAUAUUAUAUUACAUGGCGAUUGUGGGUCAUGCUCUGUCUAUAGUAUCUCUUCUCAUCUCCCUGGCAAUAUUCUUUUAUUUCAGGAGUCUGAGCUGUCAGAGAAUCACACUGCACAAGAACUUGUUCUUCUCAUAUGUGCUCAACUCAGCCUUCACUAUCGUCAACCUCAUAACUGUGGUCAACAACCCCAAAGUGGUGCAAAGGAAUCCGAUUGGUUGCAAAGUGCUGCACCUCUUCCACAUGUACAUGCUGGGCUGUAACUAUUUCUGGAUGUUGUGUGAGGGGAUUUACCUGCACACUCUCAUCGUGGUAGCCGUUUUUGCAGAGGAGCAGCAUUUGCACUGGUAUUAUCUUCUAGGCUGGGGCUUCCCCUUGGUGCCUGCAUCAAUCCAUGCUGUGGCAAGGAAAAAGUACUUUGAUGACAACUGCUGGAUGAGUGUAGAGACACAUCUGCUCUAUGUGGUUCAUGGCCCCAUUAUGGCAGCUUUAUUAGUAAAUCUAUUCUUUCUGUUAAAUAUUGUGCGGGUGUUGGUAACAAAGCUGAGAGAUACGCACCGAGCUGAGUCUAACAUGUAUAUGAAGGCUGUGAGGGCCACCCUCAUUUUGGUGCCAUUAUUGGGCAUUCAGUUUGUCAUUUUCCCAUGGCGGCCAGAGAACCGGCUUGCAGGAGAGAUAUACGACUACAUCAUGCACAUAUUAAUGCAUUACCAGGGAUUGCUGGUGGCAACUAUAUUCUGCUUUUUCAAUGGAGAGGUCCAGGCAGCUUUGAAGAGGCAGUGGAUGCAAUACAAAGCCCAGUGGGGCCAGCGGAGACGCGAACACUGCUCCAUGCGUUCCACCUCAUACACCGCCACUUCGAUCACUGAGGUGCCUGCUUUCAUGUACCACCAUGACUGCAACAGCGAACACUUAAAUGGUAAACAAACUGAAGACUCAGAGCUAGUGGCCCUCAAGAUGGGUGAGACAUAUGCCUGAAAGGUUUGAGGAACGUUAGAAAGAUUCCUGGAAGGAAGAGAUUUUAUAAAACUGGAGAAUGUAGACUACGGUGAAACAACUUUGACUGAGCGCUCACAAAAUCCCACAUCACAGACAGCACUUACAAGUCAACAGAACAUCAAAGCCUGUGUCUUGAAACCACCGAUUCUGUUGAGAGAUUACUCAAUGCAUUGUUUAUCUUUGUUACAGCUCUGCUUCUGUGAGUUGGAACUAAAAGAAAAAAAACACUAUGGACACAGGACCCAUUUUUAAAAAUCUGUCUAAUAAAGCUGCUAGUUUCAGGCCCCCCCUCAUCCUUUUUGCCGCAAACGAUGAAAGUUACUUUGCAGAAACCAAAGGACGUUGUUGAAUUGUGGGAUAUGGAGUGUUUGUCUAAUGUCCUGGGAGAUGAUUCUCCUAAGGACAGACUACAAUGUCUGUCAAUGAACAAAGGAAAGCUCUUCUGUGCCUGAAUCGUGUUCAUUCUCUAUUUGGUUAAAUUGUCAAAGGAGGUUACAGACAUCUGUCUGACGGUCACUUUGCAACUGAAAAUAGCUUUUAAUCUGUCUCGCGAAACUCCUGACUGCUUUAUUGUUUUUGCAGCUGUACUUUUUUGCCUUGUCUGUGUUGCAAAGGGGGUGUGGAGAAAAAAGAUAAGGAAAAUGGACAAUUUUAGGAGUGCUUUCAAGUGGAUUCAUAGACCUGUGCAUAACAAAUCUAUUCUGAAAACAAAAUUAUAAAAAAGAGAUGGAAAUAUAUUUAAUAACCUCUCAUGUUUCAGAGUGCAGAUUUUAUUUAUUAAUUCUGUUUUUGUCUGGAGGCAUCUUUUCAGUGUUUUGGGGUGCUAUUUUACCAGUAAGUACAUUUUCCCUCUGGGUAACCAAAAUCCACCGUCGAUGAAUGCAGCAAAUAUAGUUAAUCCAUUCAGUUAAGUUUUUUUUUGUUUUUUGUGUUUUUUUAGCCAGUAACCAACAAUUCUCCUUUUUUGAUUUGCUUUUAUUUUAUAACAAAAUACUUGUUGGACUGACCAACCCAGUCUGAUGGCAAGUCAUAAUAAUUAGUAUGAAAUGGUGAAAUUGUAAGAAAUAACUGGCUCCUACUCCCAUAGAGAAUCAGUGAACAAUGUUAUUACUAUUUUUCCUAAAUUUAACCCCUAACCCAAACCUGAUUUUAAUACGGAAGAAAGAGAAAUGUCUUGGUUACAUGAAAUGUAACCCUGGUUCCCUGAGUGGGAACGAGACGCUGCAUAAUCGCAUUGGGACAUGCCCUGAGUGUCACAUGGUCUGAAGCCCUUGUGCAAUCACGGCAAUUUAUGGCCGGUGGCGCUUAAGUGAUGCCCCUAGGGAGCUAUGUCACGGGCUCCAUAAAAGCACUCGCUUUGGCGCCAUUGAGUCAGAUUUUCUGCAGAAAGGCACAAGCCUAUGCAGCUGCUAGAGAGUAUGGCCAGCUUACGCAGCAUCUCGUUCCCACUCAGGGAACCAGGGUUACGUUUCAUGUAACCAAGACUUUCCCUUUCAUAGGAACUCGAGCUGCAUAAUCGCAUUGGGAAUGAUAUACAUUCACGGCAUGCAAACAGUAGAUGCCAACUGUCUAUGCCUGUGUGGCAAGCAUAUAGCGGCACACAAGCAAGCUAAAGCAUCUGAAUAAAACAGAGAAAAUUAUGAGUUUACUCCUGUUCCAACAGAGAGAACCUGGGAAGCAGGAGUCAAACCCUCAUCCAGAUUAUAAAAUCUAACAAAUGUAUGAGGAGAGGACCACUUGGCCACCUUACAAAUGUCCUCCAAGGAUGCACCUCUAGCCAAAGCCCAUGAAGAUGCCAUGCUCCUUGUAGAAUGGGUUCAAAUACCUGAAGGCGAAGGUAAACCACGCACUUCUUAAGCAUCAGUAAGCCAAUAAAACAGCCUUUGCUUGGACACUGAAACACCCCUAUUGCAGCCACCAAAGCACACAAACAACUGUUCUGACUUACGCCACUGGCUAGUACAAUCAACAUACACUCGCAGCGUCCAAACUGGGCAAAGCAUAUACAAUCUUUCAUGCUCCUCCAACUCAAAUGGGGGAGGAUAGAAAGCCUGAAAAUACAUAAUCUGCAAGCUAAAUGAUGUAGAAACGACCUUGGGCAAAUAGUACAAAUGAAGUCUUAACACCAGUUUUAAACGCCCUGGCGCAAAAUCCUUACAUAAGGGAUUUAUCGACAGGGCAUGCAAAUCACCAACCCAUUUAAACGAUGCCAAUGCUACUAGCAGGGCCGUUAUAAAGUCAGAAACUUAUAGCGACUGUUGCCAAAGGCUCAAAUGGAGCACUCAAGAGCACCUCUAAAACAGCAGAUAAAUCCCAUAAGGGAAUGCGGAUUGGACGAAAAAGUCUAAGCCUGCGUACCCCAUGCAUAAAACGAGAGACAAGAGAAUGUCUACCGACAGAGACUCCAUUGAUAAGCGCAUGCUCAGCAGCAACAGUGGCAACAUAGACUUUAAGCAUUGCCAGGGCAACCCCAGCCCCAAAACGCUCUUUUUCACCUCACGCUGUACACCAAGAAGCAAAAAUAUGCCACUUGAACAUAUAAAGCUAUCUAGUUGAUGGCACUCUAGCAUUCAGAAUGGUAUCAACCACAGCAGAGGAUAACCCAUUAUUCAAAAGAGCGCCCCGUUGAGGGGUCAUACCCAUAACUUCCACAAGUCCGGCCAGGGUUGCCAAAUGCUGCCCCAGACCUGAGAUAAUAUAUCUGUUCUGACUGGAAUCACCCAAGGCAUUUCCUCCAGGAGAGAGACCACAGUCCAAAACCAUACUUGAGAUGGCCAAAACAGCGCCACUAACAGAAGCCAAACCCGGUUCUCUCGAACUCUCUGCAGAACUGCAUGCAGAAGACUGAACAGUGGGAACACAUAAAGACACGUUGUCAGCUACUGAGUGGCCAACUCAUCGAUGCCAGUGAUGCUGUGGGGAGAGAGGGAAAACCAGAGGGGACAGUGUGAUGUCUCGCUUGAAGCGAACAGGUCCACUUCCGCUCUGCUGAACCUUCUCCAGAUUUGUUCCAUAAUCUGGAGGUGUAAUGUCCACUCUCCAGGCAUCAAGCCCUGUCUGGACAGGAGAUCCGCCCCCAAAUUCAGCUGGCCCGGGACAUGCACAGCUGGUAGAGAAAGCACAUUGUCCCAUGCCCACAGAAGAAUGUGACGUGCCAGUCUCAGCAUGGCAUGAGAACCAUCUUCCCUGGCAAUUGAUGUAGGACACCACCAUCCUGUUGUCCGACUGGAUGAUGCCCUGAAACUCCGGGAGGAAAAUCUUUAAUGCCAUCAGCACCGUGAACAUCUCCAGACAGUUUAUGUGCCAAUAUUUCCGCUGGUCUGUCCAAACCCUGUAGGCUGGACGACCCUUGUAUACAGCCCCAACCCAUGGAGGAGUUGUCUGUCCUUAUAACUUUGCGGUGACACACCUCUCCCAACGAAACACCCCUUUUUACAUCAAAAGGUGGGUCCAUUUCCAUGGUAACAGAGUUCAGUAGUAACCACACGUCACUUCGUAGAGGCAUGCAUCAGUGGUUGAAGUCCCUUUGUGGAGUUCAUUCAGCACUGAAAAGGUCUCGCAUGCAACCUGCCCAGGGGAAUGACAUCGGAAGCCCACAAAAGCUCAUGACCCACAAAAGCCUGUGAAAUGUCCUUGCAGGGAGAACACUCUGAACAUCACUAGACACUGGCGAAAUGACAGAACGCAAACGUAUUUUUUUUAAAUACCUUGCAUCUCCUGAUAGCAUCCUGAAAGAAUAAUGGCACAGAUGAAGCGCUCGUGCAUUGGUUCGCCAUCACUCCAUUGGGAAAUAUUCUCUUAUUCCAGCCCCCUCGUUCUGCGGCCAGGCUCUUCAGUCCAUGCAUGAUCCCCUGCGCCGCAAGCAAUAUGCUUUGAAUGGGGAGGGGAGAGAGAAAAGCCAGGGCCACUCCUCCAUUGCUUUAUUCAUGUGCAUUCUCCCAGAAUGACACAGAAAAAGACAAUAGGGACAAAGGGGCCAAUUUGCUUCCUUACCUUCAACGACGAAUUCUCUCAUACAGCGUUUCUAAUAGCGAUGGCUCAAGACAUGCAUGGUAACUUUUGCACGCUUGUUUGUAAGAAAAUGGCUGCCGAGCUAGGCCUCGGAGCAUGUCUGACGAGACUCACGCUUUCACUAAAGGGGAGGGUGAGAAACAUGAGGAAGAAUCCGAUGUCCGUUCACACUCCAAACUUCUCUGCCAAAAAACCCAAACUGGCCCCCGCACAUGGAGCUCCAAUCUGGAGGCCAUGGAACUGGAGUAAUGUGGUGAUAAUGCCUCGUGGUGAGAAAUUGCAAGCCUUGAACAGCGCCGCUGUCCCCGUUGGACCCUUGUUAUGUUUGGGGGGAAAAAAACAUUAAAAUUGCCCUGAAAUUACGCUGUAUAAAACGACGUGAGUCGCUUCUUAAAUUCCAUCCUGUGUUGUCACUCAAAAUGGAGAAUAAUAGUGAUCCUUGCUUCGAUGUGAGUCGUUGGUACAACACAGGCCAGAUGAGAUCCUGCAUUGAAGAACAGAAUAUCUGACUCGGUGGCGCCAAAGCGAGCGCUUUUAUGGAGCCCAUGAUGUAGGGGCGUCGCUUAAGCACCACCAGCCAAUAAAUUGGUUUGAUUGUACAAGGGCUUCAGACCACAUGACACUCAGGGCGUGUCCCAAUACGAUUACGCAGCUCGAGUUCCUACGAAUGGGAACAUCAGGGGAUUGAAGUGUUCUUAUGAUUUUUCCUGUUUUUUUCCCAUAAGCCAAACCUAAACCUAACCAUAAAGUCUAACCCCUAUUAGGAAAAUAACUUCAGACCACAGAAGAAAGAAAACAUUGGGUUUGAAACAAGAAGAAUGAAGCAUGUUACAGCUUACUGACAUCAUUCAUUUGCACUGCAUAAAUAUAGAAUGAUUAUCCAAAUUUGUUCACUGACGUUUCCUUUCUAAAAAAUAAAGUGUUGGAUAGGAGGCUAGCUAAAAUGUGACACCAGUAUUGUAUCAGUACAAUUUUUGUUUCCCUGUACCCGAUUCUCUUAAGACCCAUUCAUGACUGCUGUGUGCAUUUUCCAUUUCCCUUUUUGAUUUGUAACUUGUAGCACCUCAUACACAUGAAAAACUAAUUCUAGAGCAAAUAGUUUUCCUAAAAACUGAUGCCCACAUAUAUGUAUAGCGGUACUAAACUGUAAAAUAUUAAAUAAUAUCAAGCUACAGAAUGUCAGAGUUUUUUUUAAAUAAAAUAGUUGAUUAUGUUUCUUCGAAUGUUGGUAAUUCAUGUUUUUAAGACGUUACAGACAUCACAGCUUAUUUUCUGUAGAGCUGCUUUGGAACAGUGUGUACUGGGAAAAGCACAAAUAAAACUGUACAAAUAAAUAUUAUUUGACUUAAUUUGACUUUGGUUACAACGUUU